CUUUUUAGCAUCGUGUCACUGCCAGCUGCACCACGGGCUGCGGAGCUCUCGGCAGCACCACGCAGCUCUGCCCUUCCCACGGAGCGAGCGGCGCUGCCCUGGGGCUGCUGUCGGGGACAAAGUCAGGUGCGACAGCCCCAGCCCGCAGCUCGGCUGAGCCCAGAGCACGGAGCAGGUUUCCAAAGAACUGACCCUCGCCCAUCCCCGGGGAAGAUUUUUUGGCGUAACUUUCUUGAACAAAGGGACAUUGCUUUUUUUUUUUUUUUUUUUUUUUUAAUAUUAAUAUUUUUUUAAAUUUCUUUUCCUCAAAGCAAUGAGAGGAGUGCCUGGAAAUCUCAAGCAGAAAGCUCAGCCUCUUAACGCUGGCUCCGGAGAGCGCCGUUAACUGGGAUUAAGAAAGUCACCUAAUGCUUCACCAGGAUUUCAGCAGCACGGAGCCUCCCGAGGCAGAGAACGGCGACGGCAAAUCCGGCAGGAUCUCAGGGCAGCAGCAGAUCCACGCAGGUGCAGCGGCGGCACGGAGCUCCCAGCGCAGCCCCGGAGCGCCCGGCGCAUCCCGGCUGAGCGGCAGAUGAGACAGCGCGCUUCCCCGAACCGGGCGUGCUGGGGGAACACGGGCCGGGACACGAGACUGACCGCGUUUGCCCUCCUGUUUUACUUCUGCCGUGGAGGAAAUUUAAGCAAGAACAUGUAUAGUGAAUUGCUCAAUUCAACCAGUGCCACCGAAGCUCACCUAAUGAUCCAGACCAACACGCCCUACCUGAGCAGCACUCCGAGACCCGUGAGCUCCUCCGCUCUUUACAUGUCCACAGCCAGGGUGUUAAAAGAAGGGGAAAUAAAUAAGCCAGACCUGGUGACUUACAUCAUCCUGUUUUUCUUUCUGUUCUUGACUGUGACAUUCAUUGUGUUCUUCAUAAACUGCCAGCUGAAAAAUUCUUUUUUUGCUACUCUUCCUUACGACAGAUCGCUCAGGGAGGCGAGGAACCCGUGGAGGACACAAGCUGUCUGACACUUCUCGUUCCAGCAGGAGCAGGCACCAGAAACCCUGUGCAAUGAGGAGUUAGUGCCAUGUGCCAGUGCAAGGAUGUGACCCCCUUUAGAGUAAUGGGCAGGAGGAGAUUGUUGAAAAUUACGCUGUGUGCCAAUCUGAGUAGCUGUAAAUAAAAAGUUCUGUUAUGAACUGAGGAGAAUGCUUUAGCAAAUUUAUACAGUUUUUGCAAAAAAUUGCCCCGUGAUUCCCGAUUAAACUGUGUAUGCAAAUGUCAUUAUCCAUCCAUUCAGCAUCCAUACAAGGAUAAUUGUAUUAACAACAAUCUCUGAUUUGGGCAUCUGGUGGAGCCCAUGUUUAUAAAACCAAGCAUCAAAUGUUAAAAACCCCAAUGUAUUUACCUAGCAGCUCCACACUGAGAUGAGUUUACUUUCAGACCCGUUUCUCCCAACUGCUGCUGGAAUUGCAUGGUGAUAUCGUGGGAGGCCUACCAGGCAGGAGCAGAAAAUGAAAAAUGUUUAUUUAGGGUUUUGAUUGUCAUUCUGUUAAGGGUGUUUUUGGUGUUUGAAUGCAUCAUGGAUCAACUCCUAAGUUACUACUUAUGUGAAACUCUUAUUACCUAUGGAAUUUAUUUUUGACUUUCACAGCUGCAAAGGAAAUUAUUUGCCACAGCAUGAAACCAAAAUGAUCGGGAUGGGGAAAAGUGGGGAAAGAAAAUGAAUAUAUUUGGUAUUAUGCAAACUAAUGAAAGGGGUGAGCAGAGUGCUUUGAGUUUGUUACACAAAGUGGGUAAGUUCUGUAAGCCAUAAAACACAGCUUUAUAGGAACAAUCACUUUACUGCACAGUAUCCCCACUCCUUGCUCUUCAUCUAAACCUAGCCCAAGCAUGAGUUAUCAAUAUGGCAACAGCUUGAUUCAACACUGGUCACUGGCAACCCCUACCAUUUCAAAUUACUACCUGAUUUUGUUCUAAAAUCAGAACAAAAAAGCUUCUGCUUAACAAUGGUAGCUGACAAGCUAUUUUGUAGAUGCUGGUAUCUUGUAAACUUGCAGUUACAGAUCAAGAUGCAUGAACUUGGGAAGAGUGUCCAUCAUUCCCACAAACAGUGGGCAAAGAACUUAUUUUGUUCUUUUUUUUUUUUUUUAACUCAAAUGGCUCAACAUUAGGAGAAUUGCAGCUAUCCAGAACCACACAGUCCUAAAUCCUAUUUUUCGUGUAGUUUUGGGUAUUGGAUCAUCUGAAAAUGUUUUCAAAGUGGUGUCAGAUGCUGCUCCUAACCCUGUUCUUGACCGGCAGAGUACACCAGAGGAGCUGUGUGUAUAUAUGUGUACAUAAGUCAUUUAAUCCAAAUGAGAUUUUACAAUGCAGUUACACACACAUACAAGCUUGCUCUCAAGAACACAGACAAAAUGUGUAUAUAUGGAAUUCUGUUUGCAAGCUUUUCCCUUUUUAACCCAAAACCUGCAGUUGAUAACACUUCCAUGUCAUUGUCUUUGUUACCAUGUUUUAUUUUGCUCAAAUAAGUUAAACUACUACAUAACAGAUUUCAAUAUUUUAU
Messenger RNA from Hirundo rustica (Barn swallow), 2547 nucleotides. It is a transcript of the gene SMIM32, whose product is annotated as small integral membrane protein 32. Lineage: Eukaryota; Metazoa; Chordata; Aves; Passeriformes; Hirundinidae. The record is from RefSeq and is a predicted model, not a curated record.